Molecule: messenger RNA, 2658 nt
Organism: Babesia bovis T2Bo
Lineage: Eukaryota; Apicomplexa; Aconoidasida; Piroplasmida; Babesiidae
Product: AP2 domain family protein
Exons: 1
Coding region: 264-2444 (726 amino acids)
Source: RefSeq, a predicted model, not a curated record
AGACACUGUUUUUACGACUUUCGCAACGAAUAACGGUGCUGAAUGACGCUUUGCAACAGAAUUACCACUAUUUGAAUUGGUACAUCGCAAGGUGUACGUAUUUUAUCUUACAAGGAUCUUCUUUGGCCGACAUACAUGACAACAUCUCUUGGAUAAUAUACUUCUCUAUUUCGUGGUGGAUUUUAUUUCUUCUAGGCCUUAGAGGCAACAUUUCCAAGUUACGUAUCCAUUCUGUGUCAGUGAUAUAGCAUUGGAACACAAGAAUGGAUACAGCUCCAGUCAAUCUAGACAGCAACACGGUUAUUCAUCAAUCCUCAAAUGUACCACGUUCUGUAGGUACAGAGGAAUUAAACAAUGAUAUAACUAGGUAUGCAAGUUUACAAUCUUCUGAAUUGCCAUCGGAAGACCCACUAUCUGCACUACCCACGUCCCACAAAGACGGGAAGACCAACCUGAUGAGCUUGGCGUCUAUUGAAACCCAGCCAUCAUUUGGUCAAUUAAACACUAACUAUGCAAGGUCCGAAUUAAGUUUCGAUGGUGACAAGAAGGUCAAUGGAUAUGGUACGCAAUAUAAUGCCUUCUAUGGCCUCGAAAACAACUGGUCGUACAACAACUCUCAAGCCAUUGACCCUAACGACCCUUUGCAAAACCAACUUUCAUUGGACUCACAAGCAUCGCUCUAUAACAGUUGCACAAAUUCAACGGUGGCCAAAUUUGAGGGAGAGGCCCUGCAAAUCAGCAACAACCAAAUACAGUCAUUCAACCAAGAGCACCUACAGCAGCAACCCAUCCUUCCGGUAACCUACAACCAGAAAGUUGUUGCUACUAACCCAUCCAUAAUAGUGGAUAGGAACGAACGCUCACUCAUUGUACAAUGGUUUGAAAAUGACGUCAAACGGGAACAGAGAAUAUCAUACAAAAAGUAUGGUAACGCAAAGGCACACCAAAGAGCCGAAAACCUAAUUGCCAAACUACUUAACGGAUCCACCUUUGACCAAUUGUACCCAGAAAAGGGACCACCAAUCCUAACCAUCUUCGAAAACGUCGGAGUGUACCAAGUGUCACUCACACGUGAUAGAAUACUUAGGGAAUGGAGGGUCGACUGGGUCAACAACACAGGAGCCAAAAUGAGGGCCAGAUGGUCAUGCAAAAAGGUAGGAAACGACGAAGCGAAAAACAGAGCCGAAAUGUUCGCUAACAGCCUUAUACAAGGCAACUUUAACCCAAGACUACUGCACAAAGCCACGGGUACCAGGCUUUCAAGAAAUGAUAUGAAAUUCAGUGCUGUAAUAAAUGAAAAUGAUUAUGGCAAGACCGAUACAGUGGCACCACUCACCAGAGUUAAAAAAACAGAUACCAAGGAGAAUUCAAAGAAAAGGAGAAGCACUGGUAACUCAAGCGCUCGGAAGAACAACAAUAAAAAUAACAACUUAUGGAAAGGUGAUCAGGUGGAUUACUACAAAGGGAACAAAAUGGGAUCGCCAGAUUUCCACAGCGUAUCUACCGAGGGCUCAUUCACUGGAUACUACAACGUCUUUGCCGAAUCUGAUAAUAAACUCCCAAUGCAAAACGGAGCAUUCGGCCCACUCGGGCCGCAUGGCGAUGCCCUUAUACCACACAAUUGGCAGAAUUUCUCAGCAAACCAAAAAAUGCCCUAUGGACAAGCUCACGAUUGGAACUACAAUGACGCACAAAUGGAUUACAUGUAUAACCCUAUGUAUGGAAACAUGCCAGGGGAUAAUAUGACAAACGUUGAUUGGAUGGGCAUGCCUUGUAUGGAUAACUAUGCUACCAAUGGACUUGAUGCACCAUUGACAGUAUGCGACCUAGCCGAAGACAACAAACAAAAUGGCGACGCACAAAACAACAACUGUUACAUGCCGUACUACCACAUGUACCAACCUACUCAAAACCCAUGCUUCCAGGAUUCCUUGUGUACACAAAACACAAUGACCACCACCCUAAACGAAACGGAAAGCAUACCCGACCAUUUGUCAUACUCAGCUCCUCCAUACAAUGAUGGCGAACACAAAGUACCAGAUCUCGUGUUGCCACAAGCUUACGUAACACCUCAAGAUAGCGAACGCACUGCAAGGUCAUCAUGUGAUACAGGUAAAAUAUCACAAAGUAGACCCGAUGAAUCUAACAUCGAAACCGCAAAGGACAUACCAAACAACAUAUCAAUGACAUGGCCAGGAUAUGAUGGUAUGAUGAACAAUGAAUAUGAAAUGAACGGAAAUAUUGAUAUGUACCUACCGGAAAACAACAUCAUGCCAACACAGAUGUUGGACCCAAAGAAAUUAAAUACUGACAGAACCAAGCACUAUGAACCAAAUCAAAUGGUUCAUGAUGUGCCAGAUUACUUCAACAGUACGAAUGUGCAUAAUGGAUUGCACCCUCAAAUAACAAAAAUUGUCGACAACAUGGGACAAGUAUACUACUAAUCGCACAAGGGGCUUUAUUGCCAUUUAAAUCAUCAAGAACUCAUAUGAAGACGAUUUAAACAAACCCACAUCUUUGAAAAACCACGGGCAUUGUCAUGUGCCUACAUGGCUACCAACACAAAGGAGCUAUCAAAUGGGCGACCCAAAGACCACGUUGUACGUGGUUAAAUUCUGCACGGCAGAACUCCACUUUCCAGGAAUCUUUGGUAUUUUG